AUUAGUGAUUUUUUUUGCAAGGAUUUGUAAUUGGGGGUGCUUCUUGCUGGAACCAGCUCUAAGUUUUGCUGCUACCAUCUAUGAUUUUUGCUACUACCAUAUAUGAUUUUGCUACUACAAUCUUUCAGAUUUUUGCUACCGCCCGUCUUUGAUUUUGGCUGAAACGAGUUUCAAAUUUUUGCUACCACCGCCCUUUGUUUUUGCUGCUACCGUAUUUGAUUUUUGCUACCACUCUUUCUUUUUGAUUUUUUUGUUAGAUUCCUCUUUUUUGCUGGAACCAUCGAAGUAUUUUGCUGGAGCUGGUUGAUUCCAUAGCACGGCCCUGACGGCCGCUUUUCUUCCCUCGUGCGAGAUGUGCCAGGGGAGCUACGAAAUUGGCAAAACCUGGAACCGGUGCACAAUUUUGUUGGAAUCGGCGCCAAAUUUUGCUGGAACCGGUUACGGCGACGGCUACGGUAGGAGCAACGAACUAGCGAGGAUGUUUCAACCUGCAGGCUUUUUUGCUGGAACCGACGGCGUGUUUUGCUACAUGGGGACAGACACACGCGGGGCACGAGCGAUGCGACCAUCAAGCCGGCGAGGGGGUCCGGCGGGCUGCGCUGCCGUGCAGUGGCUGCGAGCCGACGAGAGGCGCCAUCGAGCCAGAGGCGAAAGGCCGCGGGGGAACCACGAGCUAGUAGGGAAUGUGUGCGGCUGGCGUUUCUCGCGAGAAGAAAGGGCUGGCGUUUCUCGCGAGAAGAGAGGGACGUGCGCGAGGCAAUCGUGUGGUCCAGGGCGCGUGCAUCGGGCGGCUGCGCGUCGACUAGUACUGCCCAUUUCCAAAAGGAUUCCCGCGAGAAGAAGGCCGCGACGCAUGGGCGAAUCAAGCCGAUAGUAUACAAGUACGUACGUUUUAAAACGGUUGCUGGCUCUGGCGUGGCAGCACGCACGCCGUCGCGUGGUGCCGAUCUGAAGGCAGAAAAGGGGGCCGACAGGCGUAUCGCAGCACCUGCGCCCGCAUCACCGUCCCCCGGAAACCAUUUUUGCAGCUUAGCUCCAGUCCCCUGCGACAGCCUACAGCUACUCCCCUGUUUAAAGGGCGGUGUGGGGGAGGAGGAGAAGCAAGUCCGCCAGCUGCAGCUACUCCUGCUGCUUGCUUCCCCCCUGUCGCCGGUCGAAGGAGAUGGGGAGGCUACUCCCGCUGGCGCUGCUCGUCCUCCUCUCUGCCGCCGCCGCUGCCCCCCAGCUCGUCGGAGCUGCGAGGGGAGACCAUUCCCUACCAAUAAUACAGCUAGCGGGAGCAGCCAAGGCAGAGCAUUCCCUAGGAAUCAUCCAGAAGGACAUCAUUCAGACGGUCAACAAGCAUCCCAAUGCCGGGUGGACGGCUGGACACAAUCCCUACCUCGCAAACUAUACUAUUGAGCAAUUUAAGCAUAUCCUGGGAGUGAAGCCAACGCCUCCAGGUUUACUGGCUGGUGUUCCAACCAAAACUUAUUCUACAUCAGAAAAGGAGGAUCUCCCAAAGGAGUUCGACGCCAGAUCUAAAUGGUCUGGCUGCAGCACGAUCGGGAAAAUACUUGAUCAAGGUCACUGUGGUGCGUGUUGGGCCUUUGGUGCUGUGGAGUGCCUGCAAGAUCGUUUCUGCAUUCAUCACGGCGUGAACGUUUCACUUUCUGUCAAUGACAUAGUGGCUUGCUGUGGGUUUCUGUGUGGCGAUGGUUGUGAGGGAGGAUAUCCUAUCUUCGCAUGGCAAUACUUCGUCGAGAACGGUGUUGUUACUGACGAGUGCGAUCCAUUCUUUGAUCAGGUUGGCUGCCAGCAUCCUGGAUGCGAACCUGCUUAUCCUACACCUGUGUGUGAAAAGAAAUGCAAGGUUCAGAACCAAGUUUGGGAGGAAAAGAAACAUUUCAGCAUCGAUGCAUACCAAGUAAACUCUGAUCCACAUGACAUCAUGGCAGAGGUCUACAAGAAUGGCCCUGUAGAAGUUUCUUUCAUAAUUUAUGAGGACUUUGCACACUACAAGUCAGGUGUUUACAAGCAAAUCACAGGUAGGAUGGUGGGAGGUCAUGCCGCCAAAUUGAUUGGAUGGGGAACAAGUGAUGCUGGCGAGGAUUACUGGCUUCUUGCAAAUCAGUGGAACAGAGGAUGGGGCGAUGAUGGGUACUUCAAGGUCAUAAGGGGCACGAAUGAAUGUGGCAUUGAAGGAGAUGUUAAUGCCGGUAUGCCCUCGACAAAGAACAUCGCGGGUAGCGCCUUUGCAAUGUGAAGUCUGAGCGGCGCCUUUCCUCUGUUGCAGUUGGAAUUAGGGAUUUUCCUAUCAAAUUAAGACCCUCUUUGAUUCAACGGAUUUUCAUAGGACUAGCAAAUAUGCCCGUGCGUUGCAACGGGAGAAAAACAAUCAGAUUAUGCAGAUUAUAUCAGGAUGAGAUAAGGACUUUUAAAAUGUCAUUUCUUAAACUACAUCUGAGUAAUGUCAUUAUGAGAUAAGGGACUUCUAAAAAGUCAUUUCAAAAACUGAAA
Triticum aestivum (bread wheat) is the source of this 2499-nucleotide messenger RNA. Its product is annotated as cathepsin B-like protease 2. The record is from RefSeq and is a predicted model, not a curated record. The coding region runs from base 1163 to 2245 and encodes 360 amino acids. Gene Ontology annotation, molecular function: cysteine-type endopeptidase activity. NCBI's taxonomy places the organism in Eukaryota, Viridiplantae, Streptophyta, Magnoliopsida, Poales, Poaceae. The transcript has 12 exons. Gene Ontology annotation, biological process: proteolysis; regulation of catalytic activity.